UUAUAACUCUCUGUGUUCGUCUUGAUAAUUUUCUGUCUCUUCCUUUUCUAUUGUUACAGAGUUCCAUGCAGAUCUGGCAUGUGUACCACACCGUUGCAUGUCACAUCUUCCCAGCUGAUUGCAAGUGAAAUCUUUCCUGCUGCUGCAGUUAAGGCCCUCCUCUACCCCGGAGCUGUUGCAAAUGGACUUGCAAAAAACAUGACUGUCCCAAGUUGGAAUAACCUAUUGGAAGUCUAUAACUUGACUAGUGCAAAGGAAGCCUCUCCGGUUACUGAUCUCCAGCGCUUAGAGGUUCUAGCUGGAAGUUACUUCGCUGUGGCUGGAGCUCUUGUGGGAAUUCUAAAACGAGGGAGGAUGAGCAUGUUCGGGAUGCUUCUAGUUCUCUGGGGCCUCAUCAAAGAAGGGAUUCUCGGAAAGCCCGUGAACACAGACCCUACAAAAGCUGUGUUUGUCUACCCAACCAUGCUCAUUGCUGUAAUCGCUGCUUUCUCGUCUGUAAAGUAUAAUAUGAAGAAGGCUGCUGCAAGAAGUGCACCUGCAGCAAGGCCCAUUGCAAAGCCUCUUCAAAGGUCUUCAAAAUCUAAGCUGAAAUGAGUUCAAGUAUGUAAUCCAUCAAAUUUUUGUUCAACCUUUCGGGGUUCGUGAGGAAACUGUACGUUUGGUUCCAAUAUGUUGUGUUUCUGAAAAAAAAUUAUCGUCAGUAUUGAAAAUUACAGUUGUUUCUCCAAUCUUUCAUGUAAAAAUUACAGUUGAUUCUAUGCUUCCUGUUAAAAUACAUCUACAAAGAUUCAAUUCCGUACCUAUAUUUUCAAU
Molecule: messenger RNA, 813 nt
Organism: Malus domestica (apple)
Lineage: Eukaryota; Viridiplantae; Streptophyta; Magnoliopsida; Rosales; Rosaceae
Source: RefSeq, a predicted model, not a curated record